CGUUCUGCACUUAAUCUACCACGUCUGCCAUCUCAUCCUCCUCCUCCUUCACCCACCAUCGGUGUCUCUUGUCCGGGACGUCAAUUGUCUGGAUACAAAUCUUGUCGUCUCUUUCAUUCUCUUUGUUACCAGUAUUUAUUCCCAUUCACGCCGUCGGGAUGUUGACCACGGUUCUCCGAAGGCGCGCCCUUCAAUCCUCCGUCUCCUCCGUAUCUUCCUCCCUUUCGUUCCGGUUUGCACGAUGUUAUGCCUCCAAGACCUUCCCACCGCACUCGGUGGUCACCAUGCCAGCUCUGUCACCAACAAUGAUGCAGGGAAACAUCGGGGCGUGGCAGAAGAAGGUCGGAGAUAAGGUCGUGCCCGGCGAUGUUCUGGUGGAGAUCGAGACCGACAAGGCCCAAAUGGACUUCGAGUUCCAGGAAGAGGGUGUGCUGGCAAAGAUCCUCCAGGAGUCUGGAGCAAAGGACGUCGCUGUUAACAAUCCCAUCGCGGUCAUGGUCGAGGAAGGCGAGGAUAUUUCGGCUUUCGAGGAUUUCACAAUUGAGGAUGCUGGUGGACAGAAGGCAGCCCCAGCACCACCGAAGGAGGAGGCCAGCAAGCCAGAGCCAUCAAAGGCACAGCCCUCCCCAGCGGCGGAACCCGCGCCAGUUCCUGAGGAGACUGGGCCAAGUGGUGGAAGGUUACAACCAGCUAUUGAGAGAGUGCGCAAUGCCAGUGCUGCCGCUGUGAAUCUGGCCGUCGAGACCGGCGUCAAGCUUUCAGGUAUCAAGGGAACUGGAACUGGCGGACAGAUCACUGAGGCCGAUGUCAAGAAGGCUGCCUCUGGCGGUGUAUCUGCCCCAGCUGGAACUCCCGCUGCCUCAUACGUGGACAUACCUAUCACCUCGAUGCGCAAGACUAUCGCCAGUCGUCUUACGGAAUCCGUGACCCAAAACCCCCACUACUUUGUUUCUGCCACCGUUUCGGUCUCCAAGCUUCUGAAGCUCCGACAAGCUCUCAAUGCUUCUGCGGAUGGAAAAUACAAGCUCUCUGUUAACGACUUCCUGAUCAAGGCAUGCGCUGUUGCAUGCAAGAAGGUUCCCACUGUUAACUCAAGCUGGAGAGACGGGUUUAUCCGCCAGUUCAACAAUGUGGACAUUAGCGUUGCCGUAGCCACUCCUGUUGGGCUCGUGACCCCAAUUGUCAAGUCAGUCGAGACCCUUGGUCUCGAAUCAAUCUCCGCCCAAGUCAAGGACCUUGGAAAGCGUGCCCGGGAUGGCAAGCUCAAGCCAGAAGAAUACCAGGGUGGAACUUUCACUAUUUCCAACAUGGGCAUGAACCCCGCCAUCGACCGCUUCACUGCUGUCAUCAACCCUCCUCAAGCUGGUAUCCUUGCCGUAGGCACGACCAAGAAGGUCGCGACGCCAGUCGAGACCGAAGAAGGGACGCAGGUUGAGUGGGACGAUCAAAUUGUUGUCACCGGAUCAUUCGACCACAAGGUUGUUGAUGGUGCUGUUGGUGGCGAGUGGAUCAAGGAAUUCAAGAAGGUGGUUGAGAAUCCUUUGGAGCUGUUGUUGUAA
Messenger RNA from Amorphotheca resinae ATCC 22711, 1559 nucleotides. RefSeq lists its product as hypothetical. Gene Ontology annotation, biological process: pyruvate decarboxylation to acetyl-CoA. The transcript is spliced from 3 exons. Bases 159 to 1559 code for a protein of 466 amino acids. Gene Ontology annotation, molecular function: dihydrolipoyllysine-residue acetyltransferase activity. The record is from RefSeq and is a predicted model, not a curated record. NCBI's taxonomy places the organism in Eukaryota, Fungi, Ascomycota, Leotiomycetes, Helotiales, Amorphothecaceae. Gene Ontology annotation, cellular component: pyruvate dehydrogenase complex.